Messenger RNA from Trichomonas vaginalis G3, 1092 nucleotides. RefSeq names its product ubiquitinyl hydrolase protein. The record is from RefSeq and is a predicted model, not a curated record. Gene Ontology annotation, biological process: protein deubiquitination. The transcript has a single exon. Bases 1 to 1092 code for a protein of 363 amino acids. Gene Ontology annotation, molecular function: cysteine-type endopeptidase activity; cysteine-type deubiquitinase activity. Gene Ontology annotation, cellular component: nucleus; cytosol. Lineage: Eukaryota; Parabasalia; Trichomonadida; Trichomonadidae.
AUGCGCCAUUUAGGAAAAAAUCCUCAGUGGGUUGAAAUAUCAAAAGUCAUUGAAUAUCCACCAGAAGUACUCGAAUUUUAUAGUCAGCAUCUUAUUGAACAAACUCUUAAGUUUGAAAAAGAAUUUGCGAAUACUUUAAAUGAUCAAACUUAUAAUUUGAAACCAAUUUCACUUCCACCAAAUGGAUUGCUUAAUAAAGGACUUAUGUGCUUUGCUAAUGCAUCUUUGCAGCUCUUAUUUUCAUCAAAAGAGUUUGUUAGUUUUAUAUUAUUCAUGAAAAACAAUAUGCGAUUUUUCUCAAUUGCUCAACUUGCUUCGGCACCAACAUGGUCUGCACUUUGCAAGUUUGCACGAUCAUAUGCCACAGAAAAAAACAUAAUUUCAACAGAAUCAAUGGAUGAAUUCUUCGGUCCAUUUACUUCUAAGCGUCAUCCAUUAACAAUGGAAGAUGCCGCCGAGUUUACAAUGUUUUUACUUAAUAAACUUCACGAUGAAUUACAAGAACUAAUAAAAUUAGGAGAUAUCAAGCAAGAUGCAGGCGGAUGGCAAGCCAAAGGAAUUAAAAGUGGUCGCAUUACUGUUUCUGAUGAAUGUGUUAAGAGAUCUCCAAUAACUCAUAUAUUCGGUACAAUAGUAAGAGCUGAUACACUUAGCAAUGGUCAUUCCAGAUCUGUUGGUCAUGAGCCAUAUCUUGUCCUACCUCUUGACCUUUCCCCGACUUUAGAAGAAUCAAUUGAAAAUUUCUUGAAAUUUUCAGACGUUGAUGACGGAACAUCCAAGAAGAAUUCAUUCCUAUCUUUACCGUCUUCCAUAGUAAUUGCUCUAAAAAGGUUCGCUUUCGAUGGAACUGGUGUAAUUAAAAGAGAUGAUAUAAUUAAGUACCCAAGCAAACUCAGAUUGCUUAAAACUGACUUCGAACUUGCUGCAAUAGUUAUACAUAUUGGUUCCAGCCCUGCUUCUGGCCACUAUAUUUGUAUUUCGAAGAGAACUGAUGGACACUGGCGCGAAUACGAUGAUUCUGAUGUUUAUGGUAUCAGAGAUGGUACAGAGAUGGAACAACAGGCUUAUCUUCUUUUAUAUAAUAGAGUUUAG